GUUCUCGUCCUGUUUUCGCACUUCGUUCCUUUUCCCGCGACUUUUGUACGUCGACACAGCGAUUCGCGACUUAACAAGGAUAAUCAAAAAUGAACCCAUCUUAAAAAGCGGCCCAAGGAUACGAAGAUUCGAGAAGAAUGACCGAGGCACAAUCAAUGAAAGUGUAACAUCGCAGAGAAUCGUUUGUUCGCGAAUCAAUCGAGAGAUUGCCCGAGCGGAGAGGAUGAAGUCGUCGGACGCUUAGCCGGCUUUCGAAGCCAUGAAUUUUUCGUGGCAGUGACAAUUUGAAACGGCGAAACAGAAGAGACGUCGUUAUAGGACGCGAACGACAUGUCCGCGGAACGAAAUGGUGAACGGAUCGAUCGGAAUCAAACGUUCGAGAUAGAAAAUGGCAACCUCACGGAGAACCGCUCGAGCUGCCUUCCGGAAUUCUUCAACACCACUUUGCCGGAUGUCAACGCGACGAAUGAGAUCGACUCUUUCUACUUUUACGAGACGGAACAAUUCACGGUGUUAUGGUUGCUGUUCGCGAUGAUAGUCGUGGGCAACAUAGCGGUGUUAAUUGGCCUCCUCUGGGGCAAACGUCGAAAGACGAGGAUGGACUUUUUCAUCAAGCAACUGGCGUUCGCGGAUUUAUUGGUCGGCCUGAUCUCCGUGUUGACGGAUAUAAUUUGGAGAACGACGGUGACUUGGCACGCCGGUAACGUCGCCUGCAAGCUGAUAAGAUUCAUGCAAGCUGUUGUGACCUACAGCUCUACCUACGUUCUCGUCGCGUUGUCGAUCGACAGAUACGAUGCCAUCACCAGACCGAUGAAUUUCACUGGCAGGUGGUGGAGAGCCAGGGCUCUGGUCAUCGCUGCCUGGAGUUUGUCAGCAUUGUUCAGUGUUCCAAUAAUUUUCCUGUACGAGGAGAGACGCAUACAGGGGAAGACUCAGUGCUGGAUUGACCUGGGCUCUCCGUUGCAGUGGAGGAUCUACAUGAGCCUGGUCAGCUUUACCCUCUUUAUAGCACCUGCUCUGAUCAUAGGAGGGUGUUACGCUGUGAUCGUAGCUACUAUAUGGUCGCAAGGAGGAGCAUUACGUCAGGGACCUACCAGGGACACCAGAAGGGCGUCCUCUAGGGGACUCAUCCCUCGGGCGAAGGUCAAAACCGUCAAAAUGACUCUCGUCAUAGUAUUCGUAUUCAUCCUAUGUUGGAGUCCAUACAUAGUGUUCGAUCUGCUACAAGUCUACGGCUACGUGCCAGAAACUCAAACCAACAUCGCAGUAGCCACGUUCAUUCAGAGUUUAACGCCAUUAAACUCGGCCGCCAACCCCAUCAUAUAUUGCCUUUUCAGCACGUCAUUUUGUAAAACUGUACGAAAUAUGCAGGCGAUCUCAUGGGUCUCGGGAUGGUGCGCGACGAAUCCCCAUCACUGUUUCGGCACCGGUGGUCCUAACAGUAGCAGCAGAACCACGGUGACAACAUCGCUGACAGCGCAUUCUUCGCGAAGAAGCGGUCACAUCGCGAUGCUACACUCCACCACCAGAAAACGAGUCAUGGUAUCUUUAGUAUAAAAAAACGAACGGCGCGAGUCUGUUUCCUGUCCAAUAACAUCAAGUCUCCUGCCUAAUGAGAGCCUCUUCGAAGCUCCACGAGACAACGAGUAUCGAGGUGGGUAUCCACUUGUUACAUGUACCCUGCGUAUCGUCAUUACGUCCCUGAUAUGUUAAUGACUUCUUUGUUUCUCUUAUCGGGAAGACUUUAAUACAUUCAGAGAAACUUGCCUGACUUUUUACUUUUUUUAAUUGUCAUUUUUUUUAGUUGUCAUUUAAGGUGGACUUUUUGUCAUUUCUUUUGUAUCGAAUUUUGAUGUACAAACCUCGUCUUGUGCGACAAGUGUAUACUCACCUUAGCGUCUUCAAAAUUAUGUCCACAAUUUGCACUGAUGGAAACGCUUUUUCUGAAAUGUAAUUUCUACUUCUCUAUCGUAAUGAACCAAUUGAACAUUGGUAUAUUUCGUUGCUGUAUGAAGCAGUUAUAUGACACAUCGAAAACAUAAUUUAGAAGACGAUGUUGAACAUAAGUACGUGGUCUGUUGCGAAAAUAAUGAGACUGAAUUUUUUAAACAUAGAAAUCCUGCAUACAGUGACAUUUAUUUCUGUUCAUUUUUUUUUUAUUUAAUAAUUCUAUUGUAUUUAAU
This is a messenger RNA of Megachile rotundata (alfalfa leafcutting bee), 2183 nucleotides long. RefSeq names its product Crustacean cardioactive peptide receptor (gene CCAP-R). Gene Ontology annotation, cellular component: plasma membrane. Gene Ontology annotation, biological process: neuropeptide signaling pathway. NCBI's taxonomy places the organism in Eukaryota, Metazoa, Arthropoda, Insecta, Hymenoptera, Megachilidae. The record is from RefSeq and is a predicted model, not a curated record. Gene Ontology annotation, molecular function: neuropeptide receptor activity; vasopressin receptor activity.